Trichomonas vaginalis G3 is the source of this 1329-nucleotide messenger RNA. RefSeq lists its product as uncharacterized. The transcript has a single exon. Bases 1 to 1329 code for a protein of 442 amino acids. NCBI's taxonomy places the organism in Eukaryota, Parabasalia, Trichomonadida, Trichomonadidae. The record is from RefSeq and is a predicted model, not a curated record.
AUGGAUUUUGAAAAUGGCGUUCUAAACUUCAUAAAUUCGAUGUAUAGGAAUGAUAAAGCACCACUAACACUUGAUAGUGGUCUUAAGGAGCUUGCUCAGAAAGAAAUACGUGAUUACAAAGGAAAUGGAAUUCCAAAUCAAAGUUUUUACUUUAAAGUCCCAAUAACACAAACACCAAUUGAUGGAUCAAUGUUAUCUACGAUAAUUAUCCAGCAAAUUAUUAUCAACUCAGACGUAACAUUUGAUUUUAAAUCAGAUCAAGUUUCAAAGCUUGGUAUUGCCUUCCAAUUGAAGAGCAAGUCAAUUGCAGCACUAUUUAUAUCAAAUCGUAUAUUAAAACAGCAGUUUGAAUUUUGUAAUCAAAAAAGCAUCUCAAUUACUCCAAAAUCAAUGAAGAAACAAGUCAAAAUUGUACAACCAGUAUCAUCCCCUGCUAAUUCCAAGGUAUUAAAGCAUUCUCCGCCAUUACAAGUCAAAGAUCGACCAAAGAAAGCAAAAGAACCAAUAAUAGAAACGAACAAUUACCUUAUUCGUGUAAGAUCUGAAGCUCAGCAAGUCGUAACAUUGAUAGAAGAGUUCUUAAACGAAAAAAGGAGAGGUGCACAGCUUCCGGAGCUUAAAUGCGAUAAAGACACGCUUAAGAUAUUUAUGGAAAUGCACAGAAGAACAAUUCUGUCAAGCGAUAGUGUUGAAAAAGAGAAUUACAGCAAUUUUGAAAGUUAUUACGAUAAAACAUUUGUUUUUACUCAAAAUCAGGAAGAAUCGAUGAAGAACUUCGUAAGCAUCGUUCAGGAUCAUCUCUGGAAGCGAAUUUCAGAUGAAACUCACUCUUAUAUGGAAUUAUUCAAAGCCUGUGACACAUUGCUUGUUUCUGUUUUCGAAACCCGAAAAUUCUUCUCUGCAGUUGUUUUAUUAGGUCAAAAGAAGCAAAAUCCGGUCCUUCCAAGAUUAGAUGAUCUUACAACGAAAAAUGAGGAAAAAAUGCUUUUAAAUGUUGUUUUCUACAACGUAAUAGCAUUCAGGAGUAAUAAUGACAGAGAAAAUCUUAAAACAACUCAGUUAUUGAAGGACCGCGCAAUGAAAAUUUCUCGAGAGUACAAAGGACAAAUAAACAAGUGCCCAAGCUCGUUCUUCUAUAGCUCGAAGAGAGCUAAAGGUCUAUUUUUAUGCGUAAAUCCUAAUAAUUCUCUUGUCGAAAGCUGCAACCUGAUCAAGAACCUUGAAAAGCUCCAGAAAGAAUAUAUACUUGAUGAAAACUGCAAAGGUGUUGGUAUUGGUUUAUGGACAGAUAAGGAUAAGAAAUUAAUUUUUAUUACGUUAGAUAAAUAA